AUGGGUGAACCACAGUCGGCACUUCUCCUCAGAAAACAACUUGCCGAAUUGAAACGAGUUCCUGUCGAUGGCUUUUCAGCUGGUCUGCAAGGAGAUGACAUAUAUAAGUGGGAAGUUCUCGUUAUUGGACCACCUGACACUCUUUACGAAGGCGGAUUUUUCAAAGCUUUAUUGGAAUUUCCUAAAGAUUAUCCACUAUUACCGCCUAAAAUGAAGUUCAUCUCCGAAAUUUGGCAUCCAAACAUUGAUAAAGAAGGAAAUGUUUGUAUAUCGAUACUGCAUGAACCAGGAGAUGAUCGAUGGGGUUACGAAAAGCCAGAAGAAAGGUGGUUGCCUGUGCAUACAGUAGAAACUAUUCUUCUUUCGGUGAUAUCAAUGCUUGCGGAUCCAAACCAUGACUCACCUGCAAAUGUAGAUGCUGCGAAGAUGCAACGAGAAAAUUUUCCUGAAUUCAAGAAACGUGUUGCAGCCUGCGUUCGGAAAAGCCAAGAAGAGGGAUGUUAA
This is a messenger RNA of Thelazia callipaeda (thelaziosis nematode), 504 nucleotides long. The record is from the annotation of a GenBank genome assembly. Lineage: Eukaryota; Metazoa; Nematoda; Chromadorea; Rhabditida; Thelaziidae.